Molecule: messenger RNA, 973 nt
Organism: Eleginops maclovinus (Patagonian blennie)
Lineage: Eukaryota; Metazoa; Chordata; Actinopteri; Perciformes; Eleginopidae
Product: nanos homolog 2-like
Exons: 1
Coding region: 1-453 (150 amino acids)
Biological process (GO): negative regulation of translation; oogenesis
Cellular component (GO): perinuclear region of cytoplasm
Molecular function (GO): mRNA binding; zinc ion binding
Source: RefSeq, a predicted model, not a curated record
AUGCAACGACAGGUCCAGAGCUCCUUUGACAUGUGGCACGACUACUUUGACCUGGGCAGGGUGCUGGAGACGCUGCAUAACCAGGAUGAUGGGGGACUCACACACACCGAGGGCCCCGACAAGGAAGCAGCAUCCUCCUGGAGCCACGUCCAAAAAACUUCCCAGAGAGGGGAGCAUAAACACUCCACAGAGUCCAGCAGCCUGUCGGACACCAGCUGCAGCGCCGGGACCCCCACUGGAUACUGCAGAUUCUGUAAGCAGAACGGGGAGUCUGAGAUGGUGUACCGGUCACACAUGCUGAAAUCAGACGAGGGGAAAGUGAUCUGCCCCAUCCUGAGGAAAUACACCUGCCCCAUGUGUGGGGCCAGCGGGGACCAGGCGCACACACGCGGCUACUGCCCGCAGAAUCAGCAGAGAGAGGCGGCCGGGAUGCGGCAGGGCCCCCGGGUGUAGAGACGGGACACUGCUCAUGUUUACAGAGACUGUUAAAGGUUCCCAACAAGUUUGGAUUGAUUUUGUGCAGAUAUUUUAAAACUGCAAAACUAGAGCUGUUUUUGUUUCAGGAAUCAGGAAUGAUCUGGGAACAGUUAGUCAUGUUCCUUGACUGACGACGCUGUUCAUAACGUGUUCAUGAGUUCAUGUUCACAGAGACUGUUGCAGUUUGUGUUUUCAAACCUUGGAACAUUUUUCUAUUACAAGGUUUUUAUAACUGCAAAACUAACGCUCUGUUUUAAAUCAUCAGGAAUAAAUAGGGGGAAAGUUAGUCAAGUGUUUGCAUUCAAAAUGGAAAAGGAAAGCUACACGGAUAACAAACUACAGAAACACUCCAAGACCAAAGCAUGUCCAUGUGUUCAUGUUGACAAAGAAAGUGUUAGACGUUGUUGUUGUUGUUGUUUAUAAAACGUGUUAUUGUUCUUCUGUUGUUCAAAACUUUGGAAAAAAAUGAAAAUCACUUUUUGUUGUUUGUUUACAU